AUGGAGCCGAUGCAGGUUGCUGUCGGCAACCCGCCGUCGCUUCGGACACGCCUAGACCCUGCCAUCAUAGCCAUUGCUUCCCUUGCUGUGGUCUUCACAGGAUGUGGAAUCAACUUCUCCUUCGAAGUCUACCAAGAGCUGUAUGAUUCAAUGUCAAAGGAACCCAAUCCGCCAUUUACCGGCGCUACUCCAGCUCAGAUUGACUUGAUCGGAACCCUUUCUAUCGCCAUGAUGAACAUUGGGACCCCAAUCGCAACGACGUGGACAAAACUCUACUCUCCACGAACGGUCACAUGGGCAUGCGGCGUUAUUUUUCCGUUGGCCUUGGUUCUGGCGAGUUACAGUCAGGUCCUGUGGCAAUUUAUCCUUACCCAGGGAUUUCUCCUUGGAGUUGGCACAGGUCUUGGAUACAUGCCACCCGUGACUGUUGCCCCGACGUGGUUUACACUUCAUCGCGGUCUUGCGAUGGGAAUCAUCAUGGCUGGAACAGGGCUUGGGGGAGUGGUGUGGCCACUGGCAUUCCGAUAUCUCAUCGUUCGCGUGGGCUUCCGCAGCACCCUUCGCAUAACAGCUGGCAUUUCAUUUGUUCUGAUCUGUGUCGCGGGGACAUUCAUGCGUUGGCCACCUAGCCAACUCACUCGAAUCCAAGCAGAGAAUGCAGCCGCCGCUCGAUCCUCUGGAGUCCUUCGCUUCCCACUGGUCAACUGGAGUGUCGUUCGUACUCGGAAGUUCCUUAUCCACGCCCUGGGUGCAGCACUUCAAUCCGCUGCAUGCUACACACCAGUGUUUUUCUUCGCCUCUUAUGCAUGCACGCUCGGAUACUCACAGGCAACAUCUGCAAACUUCAUCGCCAUUUCCAACGCCGCGAAUGCCAUAGGAAAGAUCAUCAUCGGACACAUUGCAGAUCGAAUAGGUCGAAUGAACACGCUUGCACUGGCAACACUGAUCUCGGCAGUCUCCGUGCUGGCCCUAUGGCUUCCAUCUUGUCUUUCCGACACACAAUCCAGCGGAAGCAACCUUUUCAUUGCGUUUACCAUUAUAUAUGGUAUCUUCGCAUCAGCUUACAUCUCACUCUUCCCAGCAAGUCUGAUGGAGCUAUUCGGCGUGCAAAACUUCACCAGUAUCAACGGCUUGUUAUACAUGGUCAGAGGGUUUGCAACAAUGGUCGGAACCCCAGUGGCAGGGGCAUUGAUCAGAAGCAGCCACAAGAGGGUGGAUUCUCGGAGCUAUGAGAAUACCAGCAUCAUGGUCGGUGUGCUCUUGCUGGAUGCAACUGUUGCUGCGUUGCGGGCACGACCUGAAGUGCCGCUUCCCCUUGAUGGUAGACAGGGGCGAAUGAAAUGGCUGGCAUAG
This is a messenger RNA of Penicillium antarcticum, 1353 nucleotides long. Its product is annotated as putative MFS monocarboxylate transporter. Gene Ontology annotation, cellular component: fungal-type vacuole membrane. Gene Ontology annotation, molecular function: transmembrane transporter activity. Gene Ontology annotation, biological process: transmembrane transport. The record is from RefSeq and is a predicted model, not a curated record. NCBI's taxonomy places the organism in Eukaryota, Fungi, Ascomycota, Eurotiomycetes, Eurotiales, Aspergillaceae. The coding region runs from base 1 to 1353 and encodes 450 amino acids. The transcript has 2 exons.